AAAAAAUCGUGUUUUAAUUUUAAAAAGUCACUUGUGAAAAUGCUAUUUUUUUUUUUUUUUUUACAUUUAUUUAUGUCUUUGUUCGAGUACAAACAAUUUCAGUAACAAGGUGAAUUAACAUUCAGCAUUUCUGAAUGUCCCAGUUUGAACCCGCCGCUCUAACUUUACAUUGGCGUCAGUUGACGGACUGUCUAGGUAAAACCUAUGGGUAAAACCUUUUUAUAGGCUCUUUUGUGGAAGAAAACUGUUAGCAACGUAACUAACUGAAUAUCAAGCCAACUAACUGGAAAUGGCAAGCGAUACCAACACCUCUUCUUGGAAAACAACCGUUAUAAUCAGCACCUCACCUCAGUGUGAUGAACCCUCACAGAUACUUUUAGCGCAGCAGCACAGGAUUCGCCGCUCGGAUAGCAUUCUGUCCUCAUCUUUUGUUUUCCCCUUGUCAGGUACGGCUUUCUUGCUAGUCACACUGGAGGAGUUUUCGUGUGAGCUUGAGAAUACAGAACUUUUUGAGAGAAUUGAGAAGUUUGUGCACGUCCAUAGAAACAGUUUUCUUCUGCUUCAAGCCCCAGUCUAUGGAAAAAGAGAGUGGGACAUUUUCUCAUCAGUGCAGAACAGAUUCCUUGGCUGUAACCUCAGAGUCAUACCUGUGCAUAAUACAGCUGAUGUAGUGAAGGGAAUGCUGAUCAUCGCUAAGGCCACAAGUAAACCCAAUGUGGAGAAUUUGAGAGAUCAGAUGUCUUUGGCUUGUGCUCAAAUCAUUGAUCAUAGCCCAGUUUGGGGGAUGCUUCAAGAGAGAGAGUUCUAGUGAUAUUUAUGUUCAUGUCCAUUCAUUUUCUUAAUGUUUUGCUAUACUUUUUUUUAACAGCAGAUGUCAGUAUUGUUUCAUAGUAAGUUGUGUAAAAACUGUUAAUUGCUAUUCAUACUUUGUUCAUAUUCUUGUAAAACUUGUUUCUUUCAUAAUAGCCAUUCUUCAUUAAAAACAAAGUAUAAACUUUGACAGAGGAAAAAUCACCACCUUUUUUGUGAUGAAAAAGACUGAAGAGUAUGAAUACAGUAUUGAAAAUAUCAAUAUUGUAUCUUUCACAGGCAAAAUGCAGCAUGGUACAGGGAAUGUAAAUAAAUAAAUACAUUAUUCA
This is a messenger RNA of Megalobrama amblycephala (Wuchang bream), 1139 nucleotides long. RefSeq names its product protein SPO16 homolog. The record is from RefSeq and is a predicted model, not a curated record. Gene Ontology annotation, biological process: reciprocal meiotic recombination; synaptonemal complex assembly. Gene Ontology annotation, cellular component: chromosome. The transcript is spliced from 5 exons. Bases 290 to 808 code for a protein of 172 amino acids. Lineage: Eukaryota; Metazoa; Chordata; Actinopteri; Cypriniformes; Xenocyprididae.